This is a messenger RNA of Caenorhabditis sp. 36 PRJEB53466, 1200 nucleotides long. The record is from the annotation of a GenBank genome assembly. Lineage: Eukaryota; Metazoa; Nematoda; Chromadorea; Rhabditida; Rhabditidae.
AUGGGAUUUUCCGACCGGUAUACUCUUUUGUUUUCGUGUACAUACAAAUAAAGAAAAUGCUCAAAUUUAGAGUGAGCCUGGCGUCGCGCUCGAUUGGAUUUCGUGAACUUCACUUGAGAACCAAGUGUGUGAUUCAUCGCCUCGAGUUCAAUCAACGGGAACUGAAUUACUGCGGACAUCUCAAAGUGGACGAUGUCCGUUUUGAGUUCGAGCACGAUGAACGCACGAAUCAGGUUGAAGUGAGAUGCGGAAACGGGAGUUGCAUGUCACUCACGGGUAUGUACACGGCAAAGUCCUACUUUCGGUACUAUCUGACACCCGCCAAGUACGCGGUGAAACACAUCGAGAUACUGGUGAGCAAAUAUGUUAUUACUCGCGGUGUUUUGCCGAUUUUUGUGGACACCGUCGAAUAAAAUAUAAUUUUGUUUCGUUUGCAGCACUGUUACCAGCCAUUCCACGGCCUAUCCAACUUGAGAGUCCCGUCGAUUAAGUGGACUUUUGGUCGCUACACUUGUUGUCAUAUGUUCUCUGCGUUUGCCGGAGGUCACAUUUUUGACAAGCUGGAGUUGGUCGGGUGGAGUUUGGAGAACCUUCGGGAAUGGCCCAUUGAAAUGUGCAAACAUUUGGUCUACAUUCGGCCUACAAAUCGUUCGGAAGGUCCGAUUUAUGGACCGGACAUAAAAAGAUGUUUAUGGCGUUCUGACACAAAACGGAUAAUACAGGCAACCAUUCAGUGCUACCAACAUCACAUGGAUUAUUUAUGUGAGGUACUUUGCGGGGACUGUAUUUUGAGCACAUCAACAAAAAAAAAUCGUUUUAGAUUGUUUUAGCAAGCUCAAUUGGAUCCUAUUUAGCUGGCGAGUUUUCCGACAGCGAAUGCUCCUUCUGGGAACAGCUAAUUGAUAAAUAUCCGAAUGCGGUACAGUCAGAAACUUGUGGACUGUAAGUCUGUUUUCUAAAUUUCACAUCACAUUUUCAUUGAGAAAAUUCAGAAAAUAUUUUAUCAUCGGUUCGGAGCCCGAUUCGCUCACAAUUGCUCAGAUGAAUGGGUAUCGAGUGUUCCUGCCGGAAACCAAUACGUUCACGCUGCUCAAAAUUCCGGCCGAUCGUCAAGAAUACGCCCGAAUUUGUGAUCAGUUUGAGCAUUUGGUAGAUAAAGUGAAGUGGGCGCAAGUUGUGGAAGGUUUAUUACAAACUUAA